AUGAUGUCUAAAAAGUUGAGUACCCUGAACCAAGACAUAUCGAGUCGACUUUUCAGCUCUAAAUUCUACCCAGAAAAUAUAAAUAUUCACAGAAUGCUUAAUGAUGAAGACUUUGAUUAUGGUGAUAAAGAACAAUAACCAAUUGUAAAGUUAAAUGGUUAAAAUUCAUCAGAAAGCUAGAAGAAUUAAACAGACAUUAUUGAUAAAAACGACUUUCAUGCAUAAAACGAUAAGAAUACUUCCGCUUAAAAUGGAACAUUCGACAAACUUGUUCCAACAAGUGAGCUAAGUAUGCAUGCUUUCGCAGUAGCAUUAGAAAGAUUUAGGAAUUACUCUGGCUUCUAUGAUGGAAAUUGGAACAUCGACUAAAUCGAAAAUCCUACUCUGAUAUUUAAUGGACUCGAACAAAGGCAAGGAAAGUCCAGAUUCAAAUUGGAAUUCAUAUCAAAUAAUGAAGAGGUUUUCAAGAAAGGCCAUGCCCAUGUAAUCGGUGCUAUCUUUUAUGGUGAUUUCAGAAAUAAAGAAGCAAUAAUAGAAUUCAACUUAACUGCUUACAAUGAUUUUAACAUUGACACUUAAUAAGGAUCUAUUAGAAUGCAAAACGUAUAGACUAGAAUAAAAAGAAGAGACGAUAUGAUGCUAACUGCUGAUUAAUUAGAAGCAAACUUUGAUCAUUACGACCCAGUAACCAAUCCUCUUUCUGGCCAAAUCGGUGACGAGGAACUUCAUGAAUAAAAUAAGCUGAGAAAGAUAAUUCUUAACCUGGAUUUAUCUGAAAAAUCAAUAUAAUCGUGCUUUGUGCAUAAAAUUCAUUUUGAACUACAACAGAAAUCUAUCGAAGAACUAGUUGAGAAAGUCUCAAACUACUCAUUUAUGAUAACAGCUGUUUGCAUGAUGCUAGUUUAUAGCAUUCUUGGGUAGAUAAAAAGAGCGAUGGAAUAUCACUAAGUUGCUGAGACACUUUCUAUACCAAUGUUAUCUUUUAGUAUCAUAUGGAACUUUAUAUACUUUUCAAUUCAUUUUGAACUUGCCUUCCAAUAAGAUGUCUACUUGAAGUAUGGUUUAGUUCUAUUAAUACUAAAUUUAGUAACCGACAAAUUUGAGAAGAAAACUGAUAUUUUUCUACAUGAAAUUUUGUAACUUUUUAUUGCAUUAACAACAAGUUUAGAUUUCUUCAUAAUAGUGUUUUACAUGGCAAAGUACUACAUCCUAAUGACGAAUUAUGCCAUCAUUCUGCUGAACUCUACUCUCUGGGUUCCAUAAAUAAUCAGAUCCUACAGAUUGAGAUCUAAGUUUGGACCGGAAAGUUACUUUGUGAAUACUCUUACAUUGUCACAUAAUUUCUUGAUUUUCUACAUGAGAGGGUGUCCCUAUAAUAUAUUUGACAAGCAGACUAAUUAUGUAUUUCUGCUGAUUGUCGCAUCAUUUUUAGCGCUUCAAGUAUACAUUGUGAAGUACUAACAACUAAGACAUCCAAGAUUCUUCGUGCCAAUUGAAUGGCGAAGAAACCCUAAUGCCUACAAUUAUUAUUUCAAGUUCAGUAAUAAGAAUUCUUAAAUUAACCAAGAUAUUGAAACUCAGGAGAUUAACUAAGUAGAGGAGUGUGUGAUAUGCAUGAAUCCUUUGAGAUAUUAAGUAAAUCAAGUCAAUGAUUAGAUGAUUACUGUCAAUGAUCCAGAGUAAACCAUGAAGAAAGCCAAGAACUAUAUGAAGACUCCUUGUAAUCAUAAAUUCCACGAGCCUUGCCUCAAGAAAUGGAUGGUCAUUAGACUAGAGUGUCCUUGCUGCAGACAAGUCAUACCUGCUAUUGAAGAUGAUUGA
Molecule: messenger RNA, 1821 nt
Organism: Stylonychia lemnae
Lineage: Eukaryota; Ciliophora; Spirotrichea; Sporadotrichida; Oxytrichidae
Source: the annotation of a GenBank genome assembly